GCCGAAGAUGUCGGCUCGGUCAUGUGAUCAGCUGUGUCCAAUCACAGCUGAUCACAUCUGUCACGCUGACAGCUAGAGAGGAGAGCCGGUAAUCGGCUUUCCGCGGAGGGGACAUGUACACUGAUUAUCAGGGCACUGAUGAUCACUGUGGCCCCAGAAGUGCCACCUGUCAGUGCCCAUCAGUGUGCCACAUACCAGUGCACAUCAAUGCCACAUAUCAGUGCCCAUCUGAGCUGCCUUUCAAUGUCACCCAUCAGUGCCAGUCAGUGCCACCUAUCAAUGCCAAUCAGUGCUGC
Molecule: messenger RNA, 296 nt
Organism: Staurois parvus
Lineage: Eukaryota; Metazoa; Chordata; Amphibia; Anura; Ranidae
Source: the annotation of a GenBank genome assembly